AUGCUCAUCGACUCUGUCAACACCAAGACGGUGGCCCUGGCCAUUCCCGUCGUGCUAGUCUUGCUGGUCAUCUUCAACCGGCUCACGAUUGCGUACAAGGUUGCCAAGUCGCCCGGCAUCAGAGCACCUUCGAUCGGGGACAAUCCCAUUUCCGCCCUCAGGACCGCCUUGACGGCGGUGCACUACCAGAACCAGAACCGUCUGUACGAGUUUUUCCAGCGCAUCUUUGCCGUCGCCACGGCGGACUCGCCCAACGCCGUCGAGAUCCUCUUCUUUGGCCGGCGCAUCAUCUUCACGCAGGAGCCCGAGCACAUCAAGACGGUGCUGACGGCCAAGUUUGCCGACUUUGGCAAGGGCCCCAAGUUCCACGAGGUGUGGGCGCCGUUUCUCGGGGACAGCAUCUUCACCACCGACGGCGCGCAGUGGCACGACAGCCGCACCCUGAUCCGGCCCAUGUUUGUCAAGGACCGCGUCCGUGACAUGGAGAUCUUUGCGCGCUGGUCCGACAAGCUCCUCUCCAAGCUGCCGGCCUCGGGCGCCACCGUCGACAUGUGCGACUUGUUUUACCGCAUGACGCUGGACCUCACGACCGAUUUCUUGCUGGGCCACGGUGUAGGCAGCCUCGACAAUCCCAAUAGCGAGUUCUCCAAUGCCUUUACUGUGGUCCAGCGACUGCAGAUGAUCUUGACAAUCCUAUUCCCGUUCCGUCACUUUGUCCCGCAAAAGCCAUAUCACGACGGCAUCAAGACGUUGGAAAAGUUCAUGACGCCAUAUAUUCAGCAGACGCUGUCGCUCACGCCCGAGGAGCUCGAGAAGCUGUCCAAGUCGGACAAGCAAUUCACCUUUCUGCACAACAUUGCGCUCUUCUCGCGCGACCCCAAGGUGAUUCGCGACCAGAUCAUGGCCGUGCUCCUGGCCGGCCGCGACACCACGGCCGCGACGCUGUCCUGGACCAUCUACGAGCUGGCCAACUACCCCGCCAUCUGGGCCAAGCUGCGCCAGACUGUCCUGGAAAAGGUCGGAGCGACGCGGAAUCCGACAUACGAAGACAUCAAGUCCAUGACGUACCUGACGCACGCCAUCAACGAGACCCUGCGCCUGUACCCGGCGGUGCCCUACAACAUCCGCUCCUGCCUGGAGGAUUCGACGCUCACGGGCGCGCCCGGCAAGCCCGACCUUGCGUGCUUCAAAGGAAACCACGUCAUCUACAGCACCUACGCCAUGCAGCGCCGCCGCGACCUCUACCCCCCCGAGUCGGAGACGUUUGCGGACCCGGCCGUGUACAGCCCCGAUCGCUGGGACCACUGGACGCCGCGGCCGUGGCAGUACGUGCCGUUCAACGGCGGGCCGCGUAUCUGCAUUGGCCAAAAUUUUGCCGUCACCGAGAUUGGCUACGUCUUGGUCAAAUUAUUACAAAAGUAUGAGAGGGUCGAGUAUCGCGACGACUGGGAUGCGCAGUUUCACAAGGCAGAGAUUGUUGGUUGCCCGGGCCGCGGCGUCCCAGUUGCGUUUUUCGAGCCGGAAAAGGAGAAAUAA
Cordyceps militaris CM01 is the source of this 1536-nucleotide messenger RNA. RefSeq names its product cytochrome P450 alkane hydroxylase. Lineage: Eukaryota; Fungi; Ascomycota; Sordariomycetes; Hypocreales; Cordycipitaceae. The record is from RefSeq and is a predicted model, not a curated record. The transcript is spliced from 6 exons. Bases 1 to 1536 code for a protein of 511 amino acids. Gene Ontology annotation, molecular function: heme binding; iron ion binding; oxidoreductase activity, acting on paired donors, with incorporation or reduction of molecular oxygen.